CUCCAUGGCCAAUGAUCUCGCGGUUUUCAACAAAAAUCUGGCUGAUGCAUGAUACAGUUACCGUUAAUCUUAAUCUCUAGGUGCCCUCUCGGUGUGCCAGACAUUACAGCCUCACAUUUCUCUGAGAAAAUGGCUGCCACCCUCUCUGCUCGGCCCCACCGUCUCUCCCCCGGCUCCGCCUUCCCCACACCGCUCGUCAGACGACUUCACUCUUCUCUCAUCGGAAACUCUAUAAUCACCGAACCCUGGAGGGUCUCGCUCGUGUCUUGUAGACGCUCCUUGACGAGGACGACCCCGCCACUUAAAUCGGGCUCAAGAGCCGAUGACUCGGCCCCUUACGAGAUGUCCGUCGAAAACGCCCUCAAGCUGCUUGGAGUCUCUGAGGGCGCUUCCUUCGAUGAUAUACUACGCGCUAAGAAUUCUAUUCUCGCCAAUUGUAAAGACGACCAGGAAUCGAUUGCUCAGGUUGAGGCUGCAUACGACAUGCUACUUAUGAGGAGCCUUACUCAACGGCGAGCAGGAAAAGUAGUAAGUAGUAGCAUUCGUUAUGCAGAUGUCAAACCUAUUAAGCCCCCUGGUCUGAGGUCAACUCCUCAAUGGUUGCAAGCAACUAUGAAGAAUUCGCCUGUUUCUAUUGAGACUCCUUCGACUGGUGAUUUAGGUGUACAAGCUGGAGUAUAUGGUGCUUUAAUGGGUUUGACCUAUAUUAAUGGAGUUUCUUCAACCUCUGCACCUUAUGCGGGAGCUGAUGUUCCUGGACUUAUCUUGGCUGGUAGCUUUGGAGCUUCCUUGUACUUCAUGACCAAAAAGAAUGUCAAGUUGGGGAAGGCCACUGUUAUAACCAUAGGCGGGCUGGUAGCUGGUGCUGUGAUAGGCUCGGCUGUAGAGAAUUGGUUGCAGGUAGAUAUUGUCCCAUUCCUGGGCAUCCAUUCUCCUGCUGCCGUGGUUGGCGAAGUCAUAAUUCUCUCUCAGUUUUUGGUUUCCCUGUACCUGAGAUAGGUAAGCAGGAGAGCGAAGUGAUCUUGUAUAAAAAAAAAAAGAAAAAUAAAAACUUGUAAUUAUCCAUUGGCAUGCAGCAUGUUCAUACCCAAGCCUUUGUUUUUCCCCUAGCUUGCGAAUCAUUGCACAUUGUACAAAACUCUCAAGUCUGAAUAGAAUGCGGCAGCAUAUCUUGCCAAAUCGGAAACAUGAAACUUA
Neltuma alba is the source of this 1197-nucleotide messenger RNA. RefSeq names its product protein CHAPERONE-LIKE PROTEIN OF POR1, chloroplastic. Lineage: Eukaryota; Viridiplantae; Streptophyta; Magnoliopsida; Fabales; Fabaceae. Bases 49 to 999 code for a protein of 316 amino acids. The record is from RefSeq and is a predicted model, not a curated record. The transcript is spliced from 3 exons. Gene Ontology annotation, cellular component: chloroplast membrane.